This is a messenger RNA of Leptomonas pyrrhocoris, 2203 nucleotides long. RefSeq lists its product as hypothetical. The record is from RefSeq and is a predicted model, not a curated record. Lineage: Eukaryota; Euglenozoa; Kinetoplastea; Trypanosomatida; Trypanosomatidae. The coding region runs from base 224 to 2203 and encodes 659 amino acids. The transcript has a single exon.
AGUUCGUGCGUUGCUUCACGCUCAUAACAUACGAGAUAACGUGAGUAGUUGCGUGUGGUUGUGUCUGCGCCGGUUGAUCCGCAGCCUUCCACGAAAGCUUGGUUUGCCCACUUAAAAGACCGGUUAUAUAUUAUUGUGAUAGCCUCCGUGUUGGUUGGGCACCGUUCCAUUCCAUUGUAAGCGUGAGAAAGCAAACAAACACUCACACAAACACCGGUCACACAUGAGUGAGUUUCGCUCCCUCUUUCUCCCGAUCAGCGAGGCGGAGCAGGCCGUCUUCGCCAGCGUCUUCCCGUUACUUCUCACGGUGCCCUGCUUCAUUGAAGGCGCCGCGGCAUCCGCAGCAGGGGAGCACCACACCAGCAGCGGCAACCCACACACACACACCAACGCCGCUGCUACAGCGCCUGCUGCAACCUACUCUCCCGCCGAGGGCCACGGAAGUCACACCGACGGCAACGCAUCUGCCGUGGCGCAUCCGUCCGCGGCGGAGGUGCAGGCGCAACGUGGGGGUCCGCCGCGGUCGCUGGUCUUCGCAGUCGGCAGCGCCCGCGCGGACGCCCUCCUUGUCGUCCUGCGCUCGGCGGAAGUCGUUGUGUUUGGGCUCGAUCGGCGGCACUGCCCGCCCUACGAGUUCUACCGCAUGCGGCCCCUCCCCGACACGCAGCAGCUGCAGGACGCACGGAAGUCGAAGAGCAAAAGCAGCGAGGCGGCAGAGGCGACCUGCGCCAGUCUCCUCCCGCUCUCCAUCUCCUACUGCUGCCGCAUCGCGGUGCCGUCGGAGGGGAGUGGUGGUGAUGAUGGUCGCGGCGGCACCGGUGGGCAUCGCAAUGCGGAGGAGACAGCGAAGGGAGAUGAAAUUUUUAUUCGCGGCCUCGUCGGCAGCAGCGACGGUCGUGUGAGUUUGUUCUCCGACGUCGCCUACACCUUCAGUUUUGCGGCGCAUGAGGUGGCGGUUGCGCAGGUGGACGCUGUGCUGCUUCCGCCAUGUUCGCUGAGCCCGCCCAGCGCCAACGAGGCGUCGAACACAAACGGCCAUCGCAACGGAAGCCCCUUCCGGAGCAGCAGCGCUGAGCCAGUCACUUUUGCUACCAAUGGACGGGUAAGAGAAGUCCCAGCACCGCAGCAGCAGGGACGAGACAACCUCCAGCGUGCGAUGCAGCGUCUUGGCAUCGUCAGCAGCGGUACCGACGGCGUCAUUAUGCUGUGGCGCUGUAUCGAUGGGUCGAUGUCGCCCACCGUGCUCCUUCGGUUCUCCAGCUUCGGACGGCGGGUGCCGUACACCACGUACCACCCCUCCGCCCUCUCCGCGUUGUUCUCUGUCACGGCGCCGCAGUCCAGCCGCGAGGCCGCCAUCGACGCGGAGCUGUGCUGCCCGCCGUCGUGUCUCGUGCAUCCGACCUCGCUGCACGCGCACGGCGUACGGGUGCGGCAGUUCGCCUCCCUCGCCACGUCGGUGCCGUCACCGUCAAGUGCAUCGUCGGAGUCAAACGAGAAGGCAGCGGGUCUGGCGGAGGCUGCGCGGCACGCGGCACCGACGUGGUUGCGGCUGCCGAUGCCGGGGUCGUGGACGACGGCGGUAACCGCCAUGGCAACGCACAACGGCAUCACGCUCGUCGCGCGGGAGGCGUCGUUGUUCUCGAUGGUGCGCUUCAACGCCCAGGCUGCGGUGCGCCUCUGGAAGGCCGAGAGUUCAAUCACGCAGAUUGUGCUGCAGGACACACUGGCGCUGGCGGUGUGCGCGAGGACCGGGGCGGUGCACGUCCUCACGAUACACCCCGUCACGGGCCGAGGCGUGCAUCAGCGCACCUUCUACUCCUACAAGAACCGUCGCAUUCUGCACGUCAGCCUGCAUGAGGCAUCGCUGUUGAUGUCCAUUGUGGAUGUGUGCGGGUCGACGGAGCUGGUGCAGCUGCCAAGCGAUGUGCUGCUGCGUCGCCACGCGCACCCAUUGCAGGGCGGCUACACGCUGGGCAGUGCGGAACGCUUGAACCUUCUCGCGUCGAUGGCGGCGCUGCAGGUAAAGGUCAGCAUCGAGGACGUGAAGGGGGCAGACGCGAAGGCGGGCGCGGGGGAGGAGGCCACCUCCAUGUACGAAGCGAACGCCGCGCUGGACCAGCUAAACGAGCAUCUGCUGCUGGCCCGGCUGGCGGUGCCGGAGGAGUGUGACCGCUACAUGACGCCCAAUCACCACGUAUUCUAA